ACAAAAUGGAUUCCUACAGAUAGAGCUUACCGUAUUUAUAAUUUAUAGUGAGUGGACUGUUAAUGAGAGGAAAAUGGAUAACAUUAAAGUUGCCAUUCGUGUCCGCCCGCUGAUUGGAAGGGAGAGUGGUAUGGUAAACCACUGGAUCGUACAGGACAAUACACUCAAGCCAACAGAUGCAGUUGGAAAGCAAGGGACAUCUUAUACGUUUGAUCGUAUAUUUGAUGAGCUCAUGACAACCUAUGAUGUCUUUGAUGAAGUUUGUAAACCAAUCAUUGCCGGAGCUGUGCAGGGAUUUAAUGGAACAAUAUUUGCCUAUGGCCAGAGUUCCUCUGGAAAGACAUUCACCAUGUCUGGGGGUGCCAUGCAGAAGGGAAUCAUCACACUCUCUGUGGAGGAAAUAUUUGCCACAAUAGAAGCUUCACAUCACCGGGAGUUCCUGAUACGUGUGGCUUACAUGGAGAUCUACAACGAGAAAGUGACUGACCUUCUGUCCACAGAGGAAAAGGUGAUCAAGAUACAGGAGGAUCAAGAAAAGAACAUCCAGGUAACUGGAGUGAAAGAGGAGCUUGUCAGUAACAGUGGGGAUGUCCUGGCCAUUAUCCAGAAAGGCGACAACCGACGUCAUAUGGCAGAAACCAAACAAAACGAUCGCAGCUCUAGGUCACACUGUAUCAUACGUAUUAUCAUUGAGAGCCGAGAGAAUGGGGAUGAACAAGCAGUCAUGGUCGCUCAUCUUAACUUUGUAGAUCUAGCUGGUUCAGAAAAAGCAGGAGAAAACUCGGGUGAUCGUCUCCGUGAGGGAUGCUCCAUCAACAAGAGUCUGCUGAUACUCGGACAAGUCAUAUCUAAACUCAGCGAUGGAGUCAGCAACCAACAUAUAAGUUAUCGUGACUCAAAGCUUACCAGGAUAUUACAAGUGUCAUUAGGAGGGAACUCCAAAACAGCCAUCAUUGCUACCAUCACGCCAGCUUCUCUGGAUGAAUCUCACAGCACACUCAGGUUUGCAUCACAAGCCAAAAAAAUUAAGAACAAAGCCAUGGUCAAUGAGGUUCUGUCAGAGGCAGCCAUGCUCAAACAGUACCAGAAAGAGAUCCACCACCAGCAGCAGUUAAACGAGCUUGGGAAAAUUGAAAACCAGGAUUUGAAGAAAAGUCUUGAACAGAUGGAGGCACAGAUAAACAACCUGAAGAAAUUUGUAAUCCAGUCUGGCCCCACAAAAGGUCAAGUCAAGAGAAAGAGAAGAGAGACGUGGUGUCCAGGCAAAAACAAGAGAAUGAGCAUUUUCAGGCCCUCGGCUUCCUUCGCAGUUGAAGAGGAUAUUUUUCUGUCCGAGAUGCCGCCAAUGGAUGAUCUUCCUGAAUCUCUCACCAAUGAUGAAGAUGUCCCAAUGGGGCCUACCAAUGUAACAACAAGGAAGCGGUCAUUAGAGCAAAUCAAAUCACAAGAAAAAAGGUCAACGAUAAACAGGAGUCCUGAUGCCAAGACCAAGCAAAUAAUGGAACUAGAAGACAAAUAUGAAACUCUGCUGAAGGAACAUGCCCGACUCCAGACCGAGUUUAACGAUAUGUCAACCUUCCAUAGCCUUGAGAGAGAAACACUGGAGGAAAACAUUGCUACACUGCAGGGUGUAAGUUCUGUGUUAAGCUUUACA
Messenger RNA from Mizuhopecten yessoensis (Yesso scallop), 1654 nucleotides. RefSeq names its product centromere-associated protein E-like. NCBI's taxonomy places the organism in Eukaryota, Metazoa, Mollusca, Bivalvia, Pectinida, Pectinidae. The transcript is spliced from 16 exons. Gene Ontology annotation, biological process: mitotic cell cycle; microtubule-based movement. Gene Ontology annotation, molecular function: microtubule binding; ATP binding; plus-end-directed microtubule motor activity. Gene Ontology annotation, cellular component: microtubule. The record is from RefSeq and is a predicted model, not a curated record. The annotation marks the transcript as partial.